Molecule: messenger RNA, 2234 nt
Organism: Oryzias melastigma (Indian medaka)
Lineage: Eukaryota; Metazoa; Chordata; Actinopteri; Beloniformes; Adrianichthyidae
Gene: slc46a1
Product: solute carrier family 46 member 1
Exons: 6
Coding region: 177-1652 (491 amino acids)
Biological process (GO): transmembrane transport
Cellular component (GO): plasma membrane
Molecular function (GO): transmembrane transporter activity
Source: RefSeq, a predicted model, not a curated record
AUUAGCCUGUAUUAACCAAAGCAUUAACAUGUAGUUCCCUAUUAUGUCCAGGAGAGGGAGCUGUUGUUUGGCUUUUAAUCAAGUUUCCUUCAGUUCAUAACAUAGAUGUUAGCAGAGAAGCUAAGUAGGAGGUGAGCUUCUACGCUCGUCCUCGAAGCUCGUACAGUUGGUUCAACAUGUACGAGCCGGACACCGCCGCCAUCCUGCCUGAAGACUUCCUCAGCGCCGCUUCACCGGACGAUCCAUCCGCUCACGGCGAGGAAGAGGAGGAUCGCCCCCCGAUCGCCAAAGCUGCGGGACCGCCGUCACGAUGCCCGCUGCCGGUGUCCGUGGAGCCGGUGCUCUUUCUGUCCACGUUCUCCCUGGUGCUCCAGAGUCCCCUGACCACCCAGUAUCUGUGGGACCGCAUCAGCGAGGAGCUCGACUACAACGGCUCCAGGAGGUCGGAGUGCAACAGUUCAGAGCCCGCAGACCCCCUGCAGAAGGAAGUGGAAACUUUGACAGCUCACUGGAACCUGUACCUCAACCUGGGAGGUUUUUCUGUGGGACUGCUGAUCGUGCCUCUCCUGGGUUCGUGGAGUGACCUUGCCGGCCGCAGAACCGUUCUUAUCCUCCCCAACCUUGGUCUGGCCCUGCAGGCAGCCGUUUACCUUGUAGUGAUGUACCUCAAGCUUCCUGUGGCUUACUUUCUGGUGGGCCGGCUGCUCAGUGGUCUGUCGGGAGACUUCAACGCCAUCCUGGCGGGCUGUUUUGCCUAUGUGGCGGACAUUACUGACAGGAGGUCCCGAACCUUCAGGGUGGCGGUGUUGGAGGCCUGUCUGGGACUUGCAGGGAUACUAGCCAGCAUCAUAGGAGGGGAAUGGCGGCGUGCCCAAGGCUACAUCAACCCGUUCUGGCUGGUCCUAGCAACCAACUUGGCCUCGGCUCUGUACGCUUCCUUCGUUGUGCGGGAGUCUGUACUUCCAGACCCAACCGCCAAGCUCCUCACAACUCGCCACCAUAAAGCAGUAUGGCGCCUCUACUCGACCGGAGGCAGCAGCACUGAAGUUGACAGACGCUUUCGCAGGUGCAAGCUGUGGCUUUACUUGCUGUGCUUCUUCGUGGUGGUGACUGUUCACUCCGGGAGCAGAGAGCUGUACGUGUUGUAUGAGCUGAGCCCACCUUUGUGCUGGGGGUCGGCCCUCAUCGGAUAUGGGUCGGCAGCUCAAAACCUGGCUUACCUGACCAGUCUGCUGGGACUGAGGAUCAUGCAGCUGUGCCUGCAGGACUCCUGGGUGGCCCUCGUGAGUCUGGCCUCCAACAUAACCGGGCUUUUGGUCUUUGCCAUCGCGGAUAGCACCCAGCUUAUGUUCACAGGUUACGGGCUGUGUUUCCUCUUCAUGGCUUCGACCCCUGUGCUCAGGUCCAAACUGUCCAAGCUGGUGGAUCCAUCUGAGCAAGGUGCUCUUUUUGCCUCCGUUGCCUGUGUGGAGACCUUGUGUUUUCUUGUGGGCAGUGGAACCUUCAACUCUCUCUAUCCAGCCACGCUUCACUUCAUGAAGGGCUUCACCUUCCUGUUUGCUGCCAUCCUCCUCCUAAUCCCUGCUGGAAUUAUUGGGACUCUGCAAUGUUUAGAUCAGAGGAGAGAGCUCAGAGAAUCUGCUGUCUCCUGACUGGAGGAGCACAAAGACACACAAAGAGGAGCCCCCACACGGUUAUAGCGCCUCCUGGGGGGAGUCAGGGAGGUGAGCGGCUCUGAUGUGUCCAACAUUGGAUGAUGGGAAAUACUUUAGACCCUCAUACCUCUGCUGAGUGACUAAAAAAAAGAAAAAGUCAAGACUAGAUGACUAAACUCAACAGAGAUUGCUGCACAAACUGCCUCUGUAAACGACAAAAGGGACGUCCUGACUUUGUCAAACCAUUGCCAGUCCAGUUACUUAAAAAAUAUACAAAUCAUGUAAUGAUGAAGAAGAAAUAUAUCUAUGGAGUGAUUUUAUAUGUUUACAGUGAAGAAUGAAGGCUAACAAUUGAAUUUCUUUCAGCCUUGAGUGCGAGUGUGUGAUAGUACCGAACCCUUAAAGUGACAAAGUUUCAAAUCAUAUCAAUGGUUUCAUUCCAAAAAGAAAAGAAUGUACACACGUCCUUUCUUCCUCGCGAAAGUAUCUAUCUAAUCAGUCACUUUGAAGAAACAUAUUUGCAAAAUUGUGUUUUGUUUGAGGGAAUGAACAAGAAUAAACUAAAUCUAUUUACUGUAA